Messenger RNA from Misgurnus anguillicaudatus (oriental weatherfish), 913 nucleotides. It is a transcript of the gene nppa, whose product is annotated as natriuretic peptide A. Gene Ontology annotation, cellular component: extracellular region; cytoplasm. The record is from RefSeq and is a predicted model, not a curated record. Gene Ontology annotation, biological process: receptor guanylyl cyclase signaling pathway; neuropeptide signaling pathway; cGMP biosynthetic process. Gene Ontology annotation, molecular function: hormone activity; hormone receptor binding. NCBI's taxonomy places the organism in Eukaryota, Metazoa, Chordata, Actinopteri, Cypriniformes, Cobitidae.
CAGUUCGCAAGCCAUGCGAGACACUCGUGUACGGGAUGCAUUUCUGGUGAUGUAUGUCACAUGUGUGUGCGUGCCGUCUGAGGUCACUGCUUGUGUCUGCACGAACACCAGAGAUCUCCACGGCUGCAAACAGCCACUUAAAUGGAAAUAAACUCCAGGAGUCUUAUCGGAGUCGAGGUGUUGGAAUGCACUUCACACGCUUUACAAAAGAUGAGCAGCUGACGGUCAACUGUCCUCAUAUAAGUCAGGUUCAGGCAGACGACCGGUCCAGAGGUUAAACAGCAGAGAUGAUCAGAGGACUCGUUCUUACAGGACUUCUGCUCCUGCUCUGGCAGCAGAUGGAUGUACGAGGCCAUACGUUGAACAGACACCUACCAGCUACCACCAGCAACAUCGGCAAGCUGAAGAGUUUGUUACAGCAGUUGGAGGAAGUCUUGGCCACUGAAGAGGUUUCUGACAGAGCCACAGAUUACGAAGACAGCAACCCGGAGAUGGAGCAGAACCCGGUGUUCAAGUCCUGGGACAGAGAAGAAGACGUCCCCGAGGACACAAACCCCGUCGACGGAUACGAAACACAGAAGAAACGUCUCAUGGAUCUACUCCUGUCAACCAGAAGUAAAAGUUUGUCUGGAUGUUUUGGAGGAAGACUGGACCGCAUAGGGUCUACCAGCACCCUUGGGUGUAACCCAAAGAAAGGUUAGCUUGAGUGAAUACAGGGAUCUUACCUCUAUAAUACACCAAUUAUUAAAUCACAAUGAACAAAUCUUAAUUAUUAUCUUAAUAUAGUCGUUCUCGGUCUUGAUGUAUUUUGAGAGAGUUACAGAUCUGUUGCUGCAGCUGAAUAUAUAAUGUGAGAUCUGUCAGAUAAAGCUGGUGCACCAUCAUUCAUCACCAGCCAUUAUUCAUGAAUUUA